CACUGUUCUUAAAUUAAACCCUCCAACUAGCUAACUUAUCCUGUUAAAACACCCUUCUUAAGUCAGCCUACCUUGAACUACCUCCUCUUCACACUAACUCUGUUUUCUCCCAUUUUAAUCCUGCCAUUCCCCUUCCUGUCUUUCCUUCCUAAUCCAGAAACCUGUACUAAUUGCUGUUAGAUUUAUGACCAUAUCCCGCAGUACUGUCCCGCCAAACGCAGCCAAAAAGGGCAAGGGCCACGUACGGCGGUUCAGCUACACCACGCCCUCGCCCCCGGUUAGCCCACGCCUGCCGUCCGUGACGGGUGCAGUAAUGCAGGAGACGGCGGUGAGGAGGUGGGGCGGGGCUGGAGCCUGAGGUAUCGAGCACCAGCAGUUGGCCAUGCAGGAGGAGGAGAGGUGCUGACGGAGCAGAUCGAGAAGCCUGCAGAAAGAGAAGGAGGAGCUAACCUUUGAGAUGCUGACUUUGGAGCAGCGAGCAUCAGACGAUGAGACCCUGGAGUCGGAGGCGUCCAUCGGCACGGCCGACAGCUCUGAGAACCUCAACGUGGACUCUGAAGGAGCCACCUCCGACUUCUCCGGUCCCUCAGAGAGAGAACCCACGCUGGCCCCCGUCGCCCGAACCAAGAGGUCGGAGGGGAAGAGCCACCGACGCCGCAACCUACGCAGGCAACCAGACUCCCAGGAYUCAGUGGAMUCCUGUUCCACCAUCUCCUCCCUCUCCUCCUCCUCCCACUUCCACCCGUCCUCUUCCUCCUCUGUGGCCACAGCUCGCCACUUUCGCUACCGCUCCAAGUCGCCCUCUUCUGGCUCUGGCUCUGCCCAGGGCUUGUACCUGACCCAACCUCCCCGCCGCGACAGCAUGGACUGUCCCCCCCCGGCCAAACAGGAGGGGGCGUUCGAAGAGAGGUCACAGUUCACCAGCCGAGGCACCUUCAACCCGGAAAAGGGCAAACAGAAACUGAAAGGAUCCAAGAACUCACCCUUGAGGCACUCCCAUGACAGUGGGGGCCGCAGCAGGGAUCCGCCUGACUUACCCCAGCAGCGGGUUUUGUAUGGCAGCAAUGAGUUCAUGGUAUGAAGGACAGUGGGAACACCUCCUUCGUCACAGCCCACUCUCCCUAAGAGCAUGCGAUCUGACCCCCUUCCUCAAACACUCCAGCUCACCCUUUCUCAGUCCACGUCCGCAACGAUGCAGCACUGUCCCCCCAAGUGCCAUGUACACACAGUACUGUGUACAGUACACCUCAAAGAGACAGGAGAGGGACAGGCUGGGAGUGGGAGAGGAGGAACCAGUAGAAGGGUUGAUCUCCUGUGGCCUUAACUGCCAACCACACUCCCCAUGGUCCCUCUGCAGGUUUGGGCCUCCCUCAGCCCAUGGGAGAGGGGACGUGUGGAGCAGGAAGGCAGAGAAAGGGCGCCAUGCUGGGACAUU
Salvelinus sp. IW2-2015 is the source of this 1435-nucleotide messenger RNA. The record is from RefSeq and is a predicted model, not a curated record. NCBI's taxonomy places the organism in Eukaryota, Metazoa, Chordata, Actinopteri, Salmoniformes, Salmonidae.